CGUGCGUAUUUACGCUCAAAGUGUGUGUGCAUGUGUUGGGGGAGAGUUGGAGAGUCCACGGCGCGCUGACAAGAGAGCCUCGCUUGUCUGAGAGCCGGACCCGGCAGCGGAUGAUAAGCCUUCAGAGAGGAGGAAGAACCGUGUUAGAGGUCCUUCAUUUUACUUUUAUUUGACUACUUCUCCACGCGCUCUCCCGACUGGCGUUAACGCGCAGCUGAGAAGCUAAGCAAACAACAUUAAGAAGAAGGGUCUGAUUCAGUCCGAGCGACUCCAGAGUUUGAGCGUAUUUUUAGCAUCUCACUUUUCCCCUUCUCCCCGUCCCGGAGUGUGGAGUGGCAGCGGAGGGACGGGAGAACCAGGCGGACGGACCGUAAAGCUGUGCGCCUACUGGAUGCGGGACGAUGGAUUAACAGCCCCCCUCCCCCUGUCCACCUCGGGAUUAUUUCAGCUCUCACCGACCUCCCACUCGAGAUGCCCGGGGAAUAUGUUUUGCGAUGCAUCCUGAUGCUCUGCUGUGCGCUCCUCUCGGCCAACGCGAGUAACUGGCUGUACCUGGCCAAGCUGUCAUCAGUUGGAAGCAUCAGAGAUGAGGACACAUGCGAGAGGUUACAAGGCCUCAUCCAGAGACAGGUUCAGAUUUGUAAGCGUAGUGUGGAGGUGAUGGAUGCAGUGCGUCAUGGAGCCCAGCUGGCUAUAGAUGAGUGUCAGUUCCAGUUUCGCACUCGUCGAUGGAACUGCUCCACUUUGGAGACCAUGCCUGUGUUUGGCAAAGUGGUCACCCAGGGCACCCGUGAGGCAGCCUUUGUGUAUGCCAUCUCAGCAGCCAGUGUGGCGUUUGCGGUCACAAGGGCCUGCAGCAGCGGAGAGCUGGAAAAAUGCGGCUGUGACCACAAUGUACAUGGAGUCAGUCCAGAGGGGUUCCAAUGGUCGGGCUGCAGUGAUAACAUUGCAUAUGGGGUGGCCUUUUCUCAGUCCUUUGUGGACGUGAGAGAAAGGAGUAAAGGCCAGUCAUCCAGUCGGGCUCUCAUGAACCUGCACAACAACGAGGCUGGCCGGAAGGCCAUCCUAUCUCACAUGCGUGUGGAGUGCAAAUGUCACGGUGUGUCAGGCUCCUGUGAGGUAAAAACCUGCUGGAAAGCCAUGCCGCCCUUCCGCAAGGUUGGCAACAUCAUCAAGGAGAAGUUUGACGGUGCCACAGAGGUGGAGCAGCGCAAGGUGGGCACCACCAAAGUCCUAGUGCCUCGAAACUCCCAGUUUAAACCUCACACAGAAGAAGAUCUGGUCUACCUGGACCCCAGUCCAGAUUUCUGCGACUAUGACCCACGCUCCCCGGGUAUGCUGGGCACAGUAGGCCGCCAGUGUAACAGAACCUCAAAGGCCAUUGACGGCUGCGAGCUGAUGUGCUGUGGCCGUGGCUUCCAGACACAGGAGGUGGAGUUGGUGGACAGAUGCAGCUGUAAGUUCCACUGGUGCUGUUAUGUCAAAUGCAAACAGUGCCGCAAAAUGGUGGAGAUGCACACGUGCCGGUGAUGGGAGUGGAGGGCACACAGGGCACUGCUGAUGAACAAAACAAAUGCCCCACACUCCUGCUCAAUUACCAUGGGAGCAAGUUGGAUUUGUGAAUCUCCCUCUGCUCUUCUCUUGCAAAAAAACACCCCACCAUCCAACUACUGGUCAACGGAAAAAGAGAGUGGCUAAGAGGUCAAAUGUCAUCCUAUUCAUUUUAUGUCAUGGAUAUCAAUAGAUUAUGCAUGGAAUUUCCUACAGUGCUACAUAGUUUGUUUCUUCUCAAGUAGAGAGUUUCACUUUCUGUCUCCCUCCCUCAUGCUCAUAUUUGCUUUGUCAUCAAUCCUUUGUAUUUUUGUAAUGUUUAACUUAUUUGUUCAGACUGAGGAGAUUGAUGUGAGGUGGACCAAGGACUGGGCCCAUGGGUGGACAGAUGGGUGGGUGAGGUUAAGGGGUUGGGGUGGGGUCAAGAGGAGGGCUGUUUGCCCUCUGCCCUUGCUGCUGCUUUGGGGGCUUACUUGGAGUGCUGGAUAUGAUAAAGGGAGAUGCCGAGUCUGUCAGAGGACUGACUUGAACGACGAAGAGGAAGUUUCAAUGAUUUGCUUCAUGUGUGUACAUGUCUUUGUCGCGCUAGGUUGAGUUAAGUCAUUUCUUUUGCCCCCUGCAAUGCCCUGAUGCUGCUCCACUCACACACACUCACUCUUUCUGUCAGAGGGAGGAUGAUGAAGAACAGGUGAAAGCCACUGUCAGCUUCUUACAAUCUUUUUUGUGGGCCUGCAGCACUGGAACGUGAUGGGCAUGAGACACACAAAACACACACAUACUCAGCAAACAUUGAUCCAAAACAACACCUGUACUAAUCCACAACUGCUACCUGCAACAGGAAACUAGAAACCUUAUAUCAAAACAGUUUCCAAAUCAGGUUUUAAAUAAUUUGUUACCAUUUCAGAACAUCAUAUAGUGAAAAUCUUGUGUGCUCAUUUCGAUUGAUGUUUAUCUUAGCCUCCUUAUACGUGAAAUAACACGCAAAAAUCUGCAUUCACUAGUAAGCACACACAUACACAAAGGGGUCUGCCAGAGGGUUGCCAAUCAUGUUCACCAUGCAUGAUGACUGAAGCACUUUCUCUCCAAGCGCACAUAGAGCCCUCGCCCCACAGCAACAAACAUCUGACCACAUAUUAAAUUUUCCCAAUACUCGUUUUACACACACACACACACACACACACGCACACACACACACGCACACGCACACGCACACGCACACACACACACACCACAGACAGACAGUUUCCCAUGCCACUGUCAGGACUCUAUUGUUGUCUUGUGCCACCACCAUAAAGCCAAGCUUUUCCUAUAAUAACGUGCUGUCAUUAUAGAGACAAACUGUAGACCUGUAAAGACUUAUACACUGAAGAAGACUAUACUGCCUAUGA
This is a messenger RNA of Micropterus dolomieu (smallmouth bass), 2939 nucleotides long. RefSeq names its product wingless-type MMTV integration site family, member 4 (gene wnt4). The transcript is spliced from 6 exons. Gene Ontology annotation, cellular component: extracellular region. The record is from RefSeq and is a predicted model, not a curated record. Gene Ontology annotation, molecular function: frizzled binding; cytokine activity. The coding region runs from base 472 to 1530 and encodes 352 amino acids. Gene Ontology annotation, biological process: multicellular organism development; canonical Wnt signaling pathway; cell fate commitment. Lineage: Eukaryota; Metazoa; Chordata; Actinopteri; Centrarchiformes; Centrarchidae.